GGAGAGCGGAACCAUCACCUAAUGACUAACAAAGACAAUGGAUAUGCUGCACUUAUAAGUGAAGGAAGAUUAGUGAGACCAUAUCCUGUAGUGAUAAUGGCUGUAGAAGGAAAGAAGUAUGGCUAUUCACCAAGACUCCUUCCAGAGAUGCCUCCUGAUAAACCAGAAAAUAUCGUUAAUGGAGAGCUUUAUGAAGUAGAUUCAAACAUGUUAGCUGUUUUAGAUGAACUAGAGACUCAUCCAAUACGUUACAAGCGACUACCAACACAGUGCAUACUGACUGGUACUCCUUCAGACAAGUUUCCUGGGCUGGCAAAAGGUAGCACUGUGGACUGUGAAGUGUAUUUUUAUAAUCAAGUUAAACCAGAACAUUACUUGCUACCUUUUAUUAGCAAUUUUAAAAGUGCCGAUGUUGCUGAUUGAUUCAUUUGUAAUAUGCAGUUUUGUUUAAAAAAUUACUAGUACAGCGGAGAAUUAUGUGUGUAAGUGAUGGAAAGAGUGAAGAAAAGAAGAGUUAAUGAAUUCAGAGUUAGAAGAAAAUAAAGAUUUUGAUUCAAAUCUAAUGAGAGUGACAGAGAGAGCAGAGAAAUUAUUAUUACAUGAAGUCAAUGAAAAAUGAAUUCAAAAAAAGAGGAACAACAAUUAAAACAUAAAUA
Molecule: messenger RNA, 656 nt
Organism: Amphimedon queenslandica
Lineage: Eukaryota; Metazoa; Porifera; Demospongiae; Haplosclerida; Niphatidae
Product: gamma-glutamylaminecyclotransferase-like
Exons: 2
Coding region: 22-423 (133 amino acids)
Cellular component (GO): cytosol
Molecular function (GO): gamma-glutamylaminecyclotransferase activity
Source: RefSeq, a predicted model, not a curated record